Molecule: messenger RNA, 1797 nt
Organism: Astrephomene gubernaculifera
Lineage: Eukaryota; Viridiplantae; Chlorophyta; Chlorophyceae; Chlamydomonadales; Astrephomenaceae
Source: the annotation of a GenBank genome assembly
AAGCGAGCAUUUAAGAAGAACUGUAGCUGGUACUUUUUAACUUCCUGAAGUUUUCUAGCCUUCUUAUUUCAAAACGAUUUAUGCGAAGUUGCAAACUGAGGCCGCAUGUCCCUAUUCCUAUGCUAGAUUGCUGAUUCUGGUUGACAGACAAGUGAAAUGCUUUUUAGCUAGCGCUGCUUGUUGAACGCGACGCACGCGAUCGCGGGACGAACUUUAGAGAAUGCAGCUUCCAACGUCCUAUCACCCUAGCAAUGGCAGACGGUCUCAGCCAAGGAGCUACGUAGCUGCAUACCUUCGGCGCUUCCUGAAACCGAAGCAAUGGGACCUGGAAUACACGUUUUGGCUUAUGCUUCAGCUAUGUAUCUCUCCCAAGACAGCGUACCGACACACAGCGUACCAUAAACAAACGAAAAACCAGUGGGCUCGGGACGACCCGGCCUUCAUCGUGGUCUGCUGCGUGCUGCUGGCAAUAGCGAGCCUGGCGUACUGUGUUGUGUUUGGUGACUCGGCGUGGCAUGCCGUACUAACGGUGCUCUCGGUCGUCUUGGUGGAUUUCUUGUUGCUAGGAGUCGCCAUCGCAACCACUUGCUGGGUAAUAACGAACCGCUUCCUGCGGAAACGCAACCUGCACCACCACCAAGUGGAGCAGCACGUGGAGUGGUUGUACGCCUUCGACGUCCACUGCAACUCGUACUUUCCGCUGUUCUUGUUAUUGUACGUGCUGCAGUUCCUGCUCAGUCCGGCGCUGUUGUGGCGCAGUUUCCUGUCCUCCGCGCUCUCCAACGCGCUCUACAUGAUUGCAUUCGGCGUCUACCAUUACAUGAACUUCCUGGGGUACAGCGCGCUGCCGUACUUGGAGCGGACGGAGGUGUUCCUGUGGCCCAUCGGCCUCAUGCUGCUGGUGCUGCCCUUCUCGGUGCUCUCGGGAUUCAACCCCUCCAUCCGCGCACUCAGCUUCUACUUUGGGUAGCGGAGCAGGCAGCACCAGCAGCGCAGCAGCAGCAACUACCACGCCUUCUGCGCCCAGCUUCUUGCUCGUGGUUUACAACUGAACUUGUAGGGGGUUACCGGUAUGUAAGGAGCCAUGGUUACUGUUUAGUGGGUGCUGUGUACCACGGGGUUGCGGCACCAGAAUGGGAGGUGUGGCACCGCACCACGGGGCACUGCAGCGCACCGGGGACAUGCAGCCCGUCGGGGAGACGGGAGAGCUUGGAGGGCUAGGGAUGAUGAGGGGAAUGAGGAGGAGAAAAUUGUGGCGAUCGUCGCUGUGAGGUCCCUUUUCGCGGGGGUUGGAUGUGUAGCGCAGUGGAGGUGGCGGUGGUGGGGGGAUGCAGGUGGUGGUGUUGGCUGUGGGAGGAAGGGAUUAUCGGAUUUGAGGGGGGUCACCUUUCUAGGGUUUUAAAGGGCACCCCCGCCAGCGCUGGGCAGGUGUAACGGCAUUUUCGCAGAACGCUGUGUGGAUGGAAGCCGCUGCGUGACUUCAUUGUGAAAGGACGCUUGCUGACCCAAGGGUCGUUUGGUGUUUGUCUAGUAACGUGUGUUUUGCGACGGUAUUAUCGACAACAUAUAUUGCGCAUGCACAGCAUAGCGUAGAGGCAGGACCCCAGGGACCAGGGUAGGGAAGCAUUUCAGUUUGCGGAGAGUAGGAGGCAGGGUUAUCCCCUGUGGAAAGGGAGGGUUGCCGCUGGUGUGUGUGCGGUAAUGGUACGGCGCACUUCGUUCCCGCACGCGUUGCCCUUGGGCAGUGGCAGCAGGGUGCGUGAGGGGCAAGGCAAGGCACGCAAGAUGGUAGCGGGA